Molecule: messenger RNA, 441 nt
Organism: Gongylonema pulchrum
Lineage: Eukaryota; Metazoa; Nematoda; Chromadorea; Rhabditida; Gongylonematidae
Source: the annotation of a GenBank genome assembly
UGCGGUCUGGUGGAAAAUCGACGUACACUGAUGGCACGUCAAAUAAAGCUUCGGCGAGAUCAGCAAAAACAACGAAAAGCUCUACUCAGUGCGGCCGCUGAUGUGAACAGCACCGCUGCUGCUAACACAGUCAGCAGCCCGUGGAAUUCAGGAAGUGAACAAGAACAGCCAUGCGUUUCAAAGAGCAGUGACUCGAAGACUGAGGAACCGUUACGAGUACCACCGCUACUACCAGUUAUCCAAAGGCCACAGCUUAUCGAUCCUCGACCACGGACCCCCGUGAUUGCUCAACCAACGCCGCUGCUACCCGCACCACUAUUUGUUCCACCAUUGGAUCUGCGUUUUAUGCCUUUGAAUUACCACCUAAUCAAUCCAAUGCCGUUCCAGUUUACGCCAGUCCUGCCGUACGCUUCAGCACUACCAUUCCUGUCCGCGCUAUAA